AUCCACAUAAGAAACACGCAACGUCAACAAUCACAUCACACAUCUCUUCUUAACAACCCAACUACUCUUUGACAUCCUACCCCCACCAAUCACGAAAAUGAAGGUUUCUGCCAUUCUCAUGAUCACCGCCGCCUCGGCCACUCUCGCUGCCCCCGUCGCCUCGGCCGCUCCCGUCGCCUCGGCCGCCCCCGGCACGGCAUACAGCAGCUACAAAGACUACCCAACAACCUACGCAAGCUACGGCACCUACGACGCUACCAAUCCCCCACCUUCGGCUUACGGCUCAUACAGCCCCUACGGCAGCUACGGCGCAUACCAGCGCGCCGCCGAGUGGUUCAAGAGCCUCUUUCAGUAAUCCUUCUCGCUUGAAAGCGAAACAGGAAGACAAUGCCAACGAACGCGAUCACGAAGAGAUUUUUUACUGGCCCCCGUGUACUCUCCUAUCAUCUUGCAUAGGAGACUGUCCUGGGCGGAACAGAUAUGAUGACGGCUGUCAUGAUAACAACCUACAUAAUAUAAUCCGAUGUCUAUACCAG
Messenger RNA from Colletotrichum navitas, 536 nucleotides. RefSeq lists its product as uncharacterized. The transcript has a single exon. NCBI's taxonomy places the organism in Eukaryota, Fungi, Ascomycota, Sordariomycetes, Glomerellales, Glomerellaceae. The record is from RefSeq and is a predicted model, not a curated record. Bases 98 to 355 code for a protein of 85 amino acids.